Caenorhabditis remanei is the source of this 354-nucleotide messenger RNA. RefSeq lists its product as uncharacterized. Bases 1 to 354 code for a protein of 117 amino acids. The transcript is spliced from 2 exons. The record is from RefSeq and is a predicted model, not a curated record. Lineage: Eukaryota; Metazoa; Nematoda; Chromadorea; Rhabditida; Rhabditidae.
AUGUCUAUUUUCAGACCAGCUGGAUCCUCAUGUCGACGUACCACGAUGGCAAGUAUGAUUGCCGCCUCAGAGAAUUCAGUGAAAACUGAAAAUGAAGUGGAUCCACCUACCGUACACCUGAACUGCAAAGUGUGCACACAACCAUACAGUACCAUCACUACAGUAACCACCCCACGGAUUCUUGUUCGAUGCGGACAUACAGUAUGCCAGGGGUGCAUUCAAAACCUUAUGGACCCCCAACAACACCAGGUGAUCUGUCCGUUUUGUCGGAAGGAUACCAGUGUGCCAGAUGGAUUGGUGGAAGAGUUGCCAAAGAACUUUGCGAUAUUGGAGUUGGUAGAGAAAGAAAAUUGA